UUGGUAUCGUUAGGAAUGUAGUGCGUGCAUCCAAGCGGCACGAUGAUAUCAUGCCUUACCUCUGGCUAUGUCAAAGUCUACGAAAGAUUCUAUCCAACAGCGGGUCUGUCAGCCAAUCGUCAAUCGUGGAUUAGACAGCUUGCGAAGAAUCAAGUUCUUCAGCGCUUUGAAAGAACCAUGCUUGAGGAUGAUCGCUGCCAAACUGCAAGUAUGCUUCCUUGCUCCGGAAGAAGUACUGGCGCGCGAGGGCGAGCGUGUUGAUCGUGUUUGGUUCAUGGGCAAGGGCACAGCAGAUGCCGUGAUUCUGGGGAAGAAGGUGGAGACGUAUUUUGAUGGUGCCGUUAUUGGCCCACCCCUGGGCCUUUUAAUGGAGCAUAAUUGGGACCAGACAGUGACAACGACUGCCUUUUCUGAUUUUAUGGUUCUGACCUGUGAGGACUUGCAAAGCUUUUUCUCAAACCAUGAGUCGGAGGCCAGCAGAGUCCAUGCAGCAGCCUUUCGUGUGCAGGUUGCGCAGAAGGCAAAGACGUGCAAACCAAAGCCGUUGAAAGGUGAGGCACACAAGCCUCAGCGCAUCGAGCGCCACAAGCCGCCAGAUGCUGCCAAGAAACCUGUGGAUGCUGGCGUGCCACAUUUUCCUGUGGCCCCAGACCAAAGUUUCGCAGAGGAGUCUGAGGUUACACAGAAUGUUAUAGCAUCAUGGCUGGACGAGAUCGAGUUUUUCUCUGGCUUCGAUGUCUUCAGCCUGGAAAGGUUGCUGGCCUUGGUGCAGAGGCAGGUCUACAAGCAAGGCCAAAACAUUUUGACCCAGGGAGAAUUUGCCGACGCCUUGCACGUGAUAUAUGCUGGCAACGCGGACGUUGCUGUUCGGGAGAAGGUGGUUGCCACACUGGGGCCCAAGAGCAUCGUCGGGGAGCGGUCGAUUUGUGUCCUCGGCGACAAUGUUAUGCCGUGUGCAGCAACGAUCUCGCCUGCUACCAGCCUGGUGAUUACAUACUCCUGGCUUCGCUCCGACCUGCUGGACCUUUUCAUUCAAGAUGACAGGAUCUAUGAGUACUUCAAGAAGAGAUUUGAUAUUCAGCGGAUUAAGCAAGGAGAAUCCAGUUUUCGGAACAUCAAUAUCUUCCAGAAGGCUCGUCCUGAGUUUGUGCACAUGCUCGAGUCGCGGGUCUCGCAGCGCAUUCUCGAGCCAGAGGACCUGCUCUUUGAGCAAGGCAAGCCAAAUCCUGAUGCUUUGCUUUUAUGUGAGGGCCAGGUCAGCAUUCUCAAAGACGGGACCGCGCACGCACUUGUGGAGGUGUCCAAGAUCGACGAUGCCGUCCUCUUCGGGGAAUUCAAUGUGCUCGGCCUGUGGCGAGCUCCAAAGGCGACCGUGCGGGCCGUUUCGCGCUGCGUGCUGAAGGUUCUGAUUUCGGAGGUCCUGCAGCAGUGCUUCGUGGCGUUCCCGGACGAGUCCAACGUCUUCAGGCAGCUGGUGGAGAAGCGCCUGCGCCGCGACGCAAGCAAGGAGGUGUCCUGGACUGUGCAGAAGGAGGAAAAGCCGGAGGAGUUUCUGGACAAUGAGUUCCGUGAGUUGCCGCGUUUCUACGUCAGACAGUUCACCAAGGAUUACGACACAAUCGUUCUGCCUCGGGAUCUUUCUGCAGUCAAGGAGUUCUCCAAUCUGCCGAGGGAGCCCUUGACGGAGCUGGCCGGAUUCAUGAAGCCGCGGAUCUACCUGCCUCAACAGGUCAUCCUGCAACAGGGAGAGGACCUGUCAGAGAUCUUGGUGCUGCAAUGGGGCGCCUGCUCCGUUGAAGUCUUCGGUGCGGAUUUGCAGCCCAUGGAAGGCCCCUCCAUUGUGGGAGGCAUGUCUUCGCUGAUGACCAAGAAGGUGUUUACCACCAUUACGGCAGAAGAGACCUGUUUUGUGGGGGCCAUCCCGAAGCAUCGCUUUGCAGCAGUUCUGGACAAGUAUCCAGACUUCAGACGCAGCUUGCUGCUCCAAACCAGCACAUCCUUCAAGCGACUUUGUGAUGACUUUCAAGAGCAGAUGCUGAAGACGGGAGCUCUACGGAGCCAGCUGUUGAAGAUGCCUUUUCUGUCAGAUGCUUGUCCGGACUUCAUUUCUCAGCUGGCAUCAAGCCUGGAGCCGCGCUUGCUUUUGCCGGGCCAGUCCAUUCUGCGCGCCCCGGAUGAGGAGCCGAAGCUGUACUUUGUCUUUGACGGGCAUCUGCACGUCAUGAAGAACGGGUGCCUGGUGUGCGCGUUGCCCUCCAGGUCGGUCUCGGGAGUGCUGGACGUUUUCGGGCUGGAUACAGGUGACCAGACUCAGAUCAAGACCGAUGAGAUCUGCAAGGUGGGCACUGUGGUGCGGAAGGGUCUCUUCGGUUUGCUGGAGAAAUUCCCGCAGGAAAGGGAGAAAUUUGAGCAGCUUCUGCAUGGGCUGCUGGAAGAUCAGGUCAGCCAGCGCCUGCUCAGGCAUCCCAUAUUCAAGGGGAUGCCCUCGCAGUUUCUGAAACGCCUGGGCCUCCUUUUUGAGCGGAAGCUGGUGCAUCCAAGAACAACCAUGUUGCAAGAGGGAGAAAGUGGUGCAACAAUGGUAGUUAUCAAUGUCGGCAAGGCAGACAUCAUUUUUCGAGGUCUUCUGGUGAGCAUGCUUUGGUCUGGGAAGUCCUUUGGUGGUGCUCAAAUGAUGGGCGCGCAACGCCAGUAUCAUGCAACUUUGCGCACAAAAGGGAUGUGCCAUGUUUUACUACUCAGCCAUGAACGGUUCUGCACCUUGACUCCACCAGGUCCGAAACGUCCGUGGGUGGCUGCCUUGCGUCUCAGGGCCAAAAGCGCUCAUCAGCAAGAGCUGAAACUCUUUCGUCAGAAGUACAUGCAGCAUCGGAUGCUGGACCAGACUGGAGUAACCACCGCGGCCGUGACGUCGGCGAUGUAUGGCAUGCUGGUUCUGCAACAGGCCUUGAAAGCGUGGCACCGGAUAGUUUCCGGUGAAACCUGUUCCGAAGGAAGUUGCAGUCCCAUUCCAAGCCGGCGGAGUUCUGUGAAGGAGGAGACAAAGGUGGAGGAUAGGGUGGUGCCGGCACCUCCGCUUCCCCCACCCCCUACAUACCCCCUUCUUUUUAGCCGAGCCUUACGGCCCAUCCGACUUGUAUGUGUGAUGCCAGGCAAGAAGCACUAGGUCCGUUUUCUGAAACAUAUCACAUUUGUCCCUGCAGCACAGGCUUUACUUGCUUGGCAAAGUCAAGCUAAGCGGCCGCAGAAACACUUAGUUAACGUGUUGACGUUGUGACAGCUAAUGUCGCUGUAUUUCACAACGUUUUUUGGUGAUGAAUUGAGUUGUGAGCACGUUGCUUGAGAGAACAGCUUUCAAGCCGAUGUACAUAUGAGGUCACAGAUGGGGGAUGAUGACUGACGAACGGGUUGAGGCCACUCGUACUGAUAGUGAGCUGCAAGGCUGCUAUGUUGCAUCCCUUCAGUAGCCUUUAUGACGCCGGAAGAGGUGGCGAAUGUCCAGG
Effrenium voratum is the source of this 3503-nucleotide messenger RNA. The record is from the annotation of a GenBank genome assembly. Lineage: Eukaryota; Dinophyceae; Suessiales; Symbiodiniaceae.